GGGACGUGCUGGGCAUGGUGGAGGCGCCGCUGCUCGUGCCGGACGGUUUCAAGGUUGUCGCGGCCUCGCCGACGGAGGAGCAGCUCGACCCGACCAACCCGGCCAGCGACGCGCUCAUCGAGCAGCGCAUCAUGGUCCGCUUCGAGCACUACGGCUGGUGCGUGGGCACGGUUACGGCCAAGGUGAACGACGGCCGGCGCACGAUCGAGCGUGACCGCGUCAACUUCGUCGCCAAGUUCGACGUUGACAACGGCGCGGCGACGGACCUCUCGGUCUCGCUCGAGUCGUCGAUGUACGACGGCUCGCCGUCGGCAGAGUACGAGUCGUGGCUGCUGUUCGAGCCUGUUCUGGCGCCGACGGAGGCGGCGGCCCUGGCAGCGGCGGCCGGCGGCGCAAUCGUCGCCGUGUGAAGAGGUCGGACCGGCUGGGGCCGGGCGGUGGGCGGUGGGCUGCCUUGGCGCUUGGGGGGAUGGGCUGUGGCACGGUCCGAGUCGUAGGGCCGGUGCCGCCUGGAUGCCGUUCUGAUCAUUCCUGCGACCUUUGUAGGGAUCCCUAGUCUUCCGUCCGAGGUCGGGCUGAGGGAGGACUGACUGAUGAGCCGCGUCACUGUCCCUGUGCCUGUGGGGGGGGAGCGGAAAGGAGGAACCUCUUCCCAAGAGCACCACUCUUGGAGC
Messenger RNA from Emiliania huxleyi CCMP1516, 674 nucleotides. RefSeq lists its product as hypothetical. The transcript has 2 exons. The record is from RefSeq and is a predicted model, not a curated record. Bases 15 to 410 code for a protein of 131 amino acids. NCBI's taxonomy places the organism in Eukaryota, Haptophyta, Isochrysidales, Noelaerhabdaceae.